AUGGAUGAGCUUACCACAUUGAUCGGGAGCCAGCAAAGCUACAGAGACGCCAGUCUGCUUAUCUUCACCGAGACGUGGCUAACCAGCUACAUACUGGAUGGUAACGUGGACCUGCCCGGCUACUUCGCUGUGGGUCAGGUGUGCAGGCUGUCCACGGAGUCGUUGCUGCGCCGCUGUCGGACGCCGGAUGGCAAAAUAUGCAGUGGAAGGGGCAAGUGCGACUGUGGCAUCUGCAUCUGUGAGACCAAAGGUCCAGGAAGGUUCUACGGUCCACGCUGCGAGUGCCAUGACUGGGUUUGUCCAACGUAUGAUGGGCUAAUUUGCAAUGAUCGCGGUUACUGUGACUGUGGGAUGUGUGAGUGCGAUGAUGGCUGGUUUGGAGAAAUGUGCCAGUUUAAAGAGGAGUGUAGCCUGUCUAAAAAGAAGAGCAAAGAACUCUGCAAAAACCAUCAAGGGGUGGUCUGCUCUAACAGAGGAACCUGCCACUGUGGAAGCUGCAUGUGUGGCAAUAAUGAUAACAAGAAUCUGAUAACCGGACGCUUCUGUGAAUGUGAUGACAGCGAAUGUUUGGACGAGGACACGGGAGAGGUUUGUGGAGGCCAUGGCAAGUGUUACUGUGGAAACUGUUACUGUGCUGCUGGUUGGCAUGGAGACAAAUGCGAGUUUCAGUGUGACAUCAGCCCUUGGGAAAGCAAGCGGAGGUGCAUAUCCCCAGAUGGCAAAAUCUGCAGCAACAGAGGGACAUGUGUUUGUGGGGAGUGUACCUGCUAUGAUGUGGAUCCCUCUGGUGACUGGGGGGACAUUCAUGGAGACACUUGUGAGUGCGAUGAGAGGAACUGCCAUGCAACAUAUGAUCGAUACACAGAUGAUUACUGCUCAGGUCAUGGUCAGUGUAAUUGCGGAAGGUGUGACUGCAAGGAUGGCUGGACAGGAAAGAAGUGUGAGCAUCUUUUGAGUUGUUCGUUGUCUUUGGAGAGCAGUCUGAAGAAAUGCAGAGGAGCAUCAAAUUUACCCUGCAACGGACGAGGUCAAUGCCAGUGUGGACAGUGCACUUGCCACCCACCGGGGGACAAUCGAGUUCAUGGCAAAAACUGUGAGUGUGAUGACCGUCAGUGUGAAGACAUGAGUGGAGAGGUUUGUAAAGGUCACGGUUUCUGUUCAUGUGGACGCUGCAUCUGUGGAGAGGGAUGGUUUGGAAAACAAUGCCAAUUCCUGAGGUCUUGUGACAUGAGUGACACCCAGAGCAAGGAGCUUUGCGAGACAGCAGAUGGAGUCCUUUGCAGUGGAAAAGGUUCCUGUCACUGUGGUCAAUGCAUCUGCUCUCCCCAAGAGUGGUGGAUAUCGGGAAAUUACUGUGAAUGUGACGACCGAGAGUGUGACAAACAUGAUGGCCUCAUCUGUACAGGGAACGGACUGUGUAACUGCGGCAACUGUGAGUGCUGGGAAGGAUGGACAGGGAAUGCAUGCGAAAUCUGGGUGGGAGCAGAGUACUGA
This is a messenger RNA of Nematolebias whitei (Rio pearlfish), 1494 nucleotides long. It is a transcript of the gene itgbl1, whose product is annotated as integrin, beta-like 1. NCBI's taxonomy places the organism in Eukaryota, Metazoa, Chordata, Actinopteri, Cyprinodontiformes, Rivulidae. The record is from RefSeq and is a predicted model, not a curated record. Bases 1 to 1494 code for a protein of 497 amino acids. Gene Ontology annotation, molecular function: integrin binding. The transcript has 11 exons. Gene Ontology annotation, biological process: cell-matrix adhesion; integrin-mediated signaling pathway; cell migration. Gene Ontology annotation, cellular component: cell surface; focal adhesion; integrin complex.